Acipenser ruthenus (sterlet) is the source of this 1482-nucleotide messenger RNA. Its product is annotated as aurora kinase B-like. Gene Ontology annotation, cellular component: spindle microtubule; spindle midzone; chromosome passenger complex. Bases 188 to 1180 code for a protein of 330 amino acids. The transcript has 9 exons. NCBI's taxonomy places the organism in Eukaryota, Metazoa, Chordata, Actinopteri, Acipenseriformes, Acipenseridae. Gene Ontology annotation, biological process: regulation of cytokinesis; protein phosphorylation; mitotic spindle organization. The record is from RefSeq and is a predicted model, not a curated record. Gene Ontology annotation, molecular function: protein kinase activity; ATP binding.
UUUACCUUUAAACCAACCGCUGGCUAGCAAGGGCGGAAAGCCUCCAAUCAGAAGAGAGGGAAGGUUUUUUAAAUUUCUUGGCGGUUGCGCGGCAGAGACGGAGAGAGACUCGGGCGGCGGGUUGAGAUCCGGAGAGACGCGCCGCUGAAUCAGGAGUGAAAAUCAGGAGCUCUCUCUUUCAGGAUCCAUGUCUUCCAAAGAGAAUGUACACCCAGAUAAAACCUCGACGCCGAAGUUUUUGACCCCUCUCGGGAUCGCCGGGCCCCAGCGGGUCCCGAAGAGCAGUUCUGAAGCGGGUGUCCGGACCGUGGCAGUGUCGGGUCCUGGGAGAGUCACGGCUGAACCCCCUGCCCAGGAGCCGUUCUCUCUCAAGGAUUUCGAUAUCGGCCGGCCGCUGGGGAAGGGGAAGUUCGGUAACGUGUACCUGGCCCGGGAUCGGGACACUAACUUCAUCCUGGCCCUGAAGGUCAUGUUCAAGUCCCAGAUCGAGAAGGAGGGAGUGGAGCACCAGCUUCGCAGAGAGGUGGAGAUCCAGUCCCGUCUCCGGCACCCCAAUAUCCUGCGCUUCUAUAACUACUUCCACGACCGCAAGCGUGUGUUUCUGAUGCUGGAGUACGCGCCGCGGGGGGAGCUGUACAAGGAGCUGCAGCGCUGCCAGCGCUUUGACGAGCAACGCAGCGCAACGUAUAUAGAGGAGGUGUCGGACGCCCUGCAGUACUGCCACGAGCAGAAAGUGAUCCAUCGAGACAUCAAGCCAGAGAACCUGCUCCUGGGCUUCAGGGGGGAGCUCAAGAUAGCAGACUUCGGCUGGUCCGUUCACGCGCCCUCCAUGAGGCGCAAGACGAUGUGCGGGACUCUGGACUACCUCCCCCCUGAGAUGAUUGAAGGGAAGACCUACAGUGAGAACGCAGACCUGUGGUGUGUGGGGGUGCUCUGCUACGAGUUCCUGGUGGGGACCCCCCCCUUUGAGACCGCCAGCCACAGCCAGACCUACACCCGGAUCACCAAGGUGGACAUGCAGUUCCCCAGCAUCGUCUCCCCCAGCGCGCGGGACCUCAUCUCCAGCCUCCUCAGGCACUGCCCCCCCAUGCGGCUACCCCUGAAGAAAGUGCUGGAGCACCCCUGGGUGAAAACCAACUCCCGCAGGGUGCUGCCCCCAGUGUACCAGCCCAAGAGCUGAACCCAGGCCAGCCACACGCGUGUUACAACCACCCCCACACGCGCCAACUGCUGCUGCCGCUUGGGAGUAGGUGUGCCUUGGUCACAGCACACCUGGACUCAAAGGACUGGGAGAACUGGUGUAGCUGGUUCGCACGUCUGCCUUCUAUAAUGUGGUUCUCAUAGACUGUUCUGUAUUGUCUCUCCUCUUGUGAUCUGGUUUGAGGGACAGUGAGGUUGACAGGAAAAGGGAUUUGUUCUGUUGUCUGUCAUCUCGUUGUAAAUAUUUUCUGUGCAAGUUUAAUAAAGGUUGUGUUUCCGUUC